This is a messenger RNA of Thamnophis elegans (Western terrestrial garter snake), 2641 nucleotides long. Its product is annotated as calpain-14-like. Gene Ontology annotation, biological process: proteolysis. The coding region runs from base 1 to 2037 and encodes 678 amino acids. The transcript is spliced from 21 exons. Gene Ontology annotation, cellular component: cytoplasm. NCBI's taxonomy places the organism in Eukaryota, Metazoa, Chordata, Lepidosauria, Squamata, Natricidae. The record is from RefSeq and is a predicted model, not a curated record. Gene Ontology annotation, molecular function: calcium ion binding; calcium-dependent cysteine-type endopeptidase activity.
AUGGCGACCCUUGAAGACAAAAGCUUUGCAGAGCCCAAUAAUCUUAGCCAACAGAACUAUCACAGUUUGCUGGCAGAGUGCUUGAAGAAAGGGUGUUUGUUUGAAGACCUGUCCUUCCCAGCAGAUGUGAGAUCCAUAGGCACAGGACCAUUGCUCCAGAAACUGCCCCAAAAGAUACAGUGGAAGAGGCCACAUGAGCUGCAUAAGAAUCCAAUCUUUUAUUCUACCAACAAAAAAAGGCUUGCACUAUGUCAAGGACCGAUAGAGAACUGCUGGUUUUUGGCUGCAGUGGAAGCAUUAACAUUUCAUGAAGACAUUUUAUUUAAUGUGGUACCACGAAACCAGAGCUUUGAGAGGAAGAAAUAUGCUGGAAUAUUUCAUUUCAAGUUCUGGCAUUUUGGAGAAUGGAUUGAUGUUGUAGUAGAUGAUCGACUACCAGUAAAUGAAACUGGUCAGCUUGUUUUUCUUUCUUCUGCUAAUAAGAACCUAUUCUGGGGAGCUCUUCUGGAAAAAGCUUAUGCCAAGCUGUGUGGUUCUUAUGAAGAUCUACAGAUUGGGCAAGUGUCGGAAGCGCUGGUAGAUUUCACAGGGGGAGUUAAUAUGACAAUAAAGUUGGCUGAUGCAUCACCUGAUCUCUGGGACAUCUUGAUAAGAGCAACCUACAGCAGCUCGCUCAUGGGGUGCCAGACUCAUGCAGGGCCAACAAGAGUCCUAGCAAAUGGCUUAGUGGCUGGUCACGCCUAUGCUGUGACUGGCAUUCGAAAGGUGACAUGCAAACAUGGACCUGAAAAUUUAGUAAGGCUAAGAAAUCCCUGGGGAAAAGUUGAGUGGAAAGGGGAUUGGAGUGACAGCUCUGGAAAAUGGGAGCUGCUCAGCCCCAAAGAGAAGAUUUUGCUACGAAGAAAUUCCGAUGAUGGAGAAUUCUGGAUGUCACUGGAAGACUUGAAAAUUCAUUUUGUGGAUCUGAGUGUCUGUAAAUUGACUCCUGAUCUCAUGAGUCCGGAAGAUGGGAAGAAGUGGAUGUGCUCCAUGCAGUUUGGCAAAUGGAUCAAAGGAAGCACAGCAGGUGGCAAAUGGAAGAACUUCAGCGGUUCUUUUUGGAUGAAUCCCCAAUACUUGUUGAAAGUUUUGCCAGGCAACGGAAGCAAAAGAUCUUUAUACUUCUGCAACGUGUUGGUGUCUCGGAUCCAAAAACAUAGUGGCAACAUCGGAAUUGGGUCCCUCAUUUUGCACAUAGGAUUAUCACUUUAUAAGGUCGACCAGGAGUCCUGCGAUAAUAAUAAAGCUGCCUCAUUCUUUCUUCAUCUGGAACAAACCUUUGGGUCAGUCGCUCUUUGUGAUAGGGAAGUGACUCAGGAUUUCCGCCUCCCUCCUGGGACUUACGUGGUGGUUCCCUCUACCUUUGAACCUCAUCAGGAGUCAGAGUUCAUCUUGAGAAUCUUCUCCAGAAAGCACAGCCUGCAUGAAUUGGGUGGAGACUUGAACUGUGUCCUUUCAAAGGAAAUAGUUGAUAAACAUGAAGAUUGUGAAGAAUUCUUCUCUACGUAUUUUGAGCAAUAUCCUGAAGUAAACGCAGUGCAGCUGCAAAGGAUCCUAAACAGGAUGACAUGGAGAAGUAUAUCUGAUCAUCAAAAUUAUGGGAUGAGAUUUAGCCUGGAUGCCUGCCGUAGUAUCUUGGCCCUCCUAGAUCUUAACAGUACUGGAACUUUGAGCAUUCAAGAAUUCAGAUUGCUCUGGAAAAAGCUGCUCCUUUACCAGGAAGUUUUCCAGAGAAAAGAUACCCAUCAAUUAGGAGCCUUGGAUCAGUUAGAAUUUUGUCUUGCUAUGCAAGAAACAGGAAUCUCACUUAGCAAUGAACUUUGUAAGCUGUUGACAGUCCGGUAUGGAAAUCCUGAUCUAAAAAUCACAUUUGAGAACUUUGCCUGCUUCAUGCUACGUGUGGAACUCAUGACGGAAGCCUUUAAUAAUAUGAGUAAAGAUGGAAAAGGUAUCUACCUUCUAGAGUCUGAGUGGAUGAUGAUGACACUGUAUUCAUGAAACAGUAAAAGAGAAGAACUCAGCCGAGCUACAUUGGCCCUUCAGACCAGGAAGCCAAAAUCAUGAAUGCUAAUGCGACUUUUAUUAUAAGAUUGCACUAACAGAAUCUUGCAAGUAUGAAUGUGCAAGUCAAGUAUGAGAUGCUUACUCAAAUUACAUUCCUGUUUGGACUCAGAUUUUAUUGAUCAGACCAUUGUCUAGGCUGCAGCUCUUCCUCCUGUCUCUCAAACUUCUUCUCACAGCACAUUUCAAGAGUGAAGGCAACUUCUUAUUGAGCGUUUGUGUAUGGUGCUUGACAUUUUGAGUCAGGCUUAUCUUUCUUGUGAAAUUCAAAAGUGUUUCAUGCAUCACGAGUAAUUCCACUCGUCUGUUAAGGAUUGCUUGUGGGUUUAAAAUAGUUUGAAAGUAUUACAUGACUUUGUUCAUGGGGGUUUAUGUUUAAAAGUAAAUCUGAGUUACACAGCAACUACUUGGGCAGCAGCCUGGAUUGACUGUCAGGUUAAGCCAUAAAUCAUUUAUAAACUUUUCUGCAAAUCUGCAGUUAGGUCACAAUGGCUACACUUAUAUCUUCAUAGUAGCAAGGGGCAAACUAACACAAAGUUAC